CCGAGGCCUCGGAGGGCACCGCCCACCGGGGCCCCGGGUCCUCCGACCAGGCGAAGCUUCGCCGGCUGCCGAGAUCCCCGGCCGGGAUGCACUUCAGCACAGUCACCAGGGACAUGGAAGAGCUGCGCGGCCGCCGCCAAGGCGCCGGUGAAGAAAAACGCGAAGGUGGCCAGCGUGAGCGUGCAGCUGGAGAUGAAGGCGCUGUGGGACGAGUUCAAUCAGCUGGGCACCGAGAUGAUCGUCACCAAGGCCGGCAGGCGAAUGUUCCCCACGUUCCAAGUGAAGCUGUUCGGCAUGGACCCCAUGGCCGACUACAUGCUGCUCAUGGACUUUGUGCCAGUGGACGACAAGCGCUACCGGUACGCCUUCCACAGCUCCUCCUGGCUGGUGGCCGGCAAGGCAGACCCUGCCACUCCGGGCCGCGUGCACUACCACCCAGACUCGCCGGCCAAGGGUGCACAGUGGAUGAAGCAAAUAGUGUCCUUUGACAAGCUCAAGCUGACCAACAACUUGCUGGAUGACAACGGCCACAUCAUCCUCAACUCCAUGCACAGAUACCAGCCCCGCUUCCAUGUUGUCUAUGUGGAUCCACGAAAAGAUAGUGAAAAGUAUGCGGAGGAGAACUUCAAAACCUUUGUGUUCGAGGAGACGCGCUUCACGGCAGUAACUGCCUAUCAGAACCACCGGAUCACGCAGCUGAAGAUUGCCAGCAACCCUUUUGCCAAAGGCUUCCGGGACUGCGACCCUGAGGACUGGCCGCGGAACCACCGGCCUGGCGCGCUGCCGCUCAUGAGCGCCUUUGCACGCUCGCGGAACCCCGUGGCCUCCCCCACGCAGCCCAAUGGCGCCGAGAAAG
Messenger RNA from Chinchilla lanigera (long-tailed chinchilla), 856 nucleotides. RefSeq names its product T-box 1 (gene Tbx1). Gene Ontology annotation, cellular component: nucleus. Gene Ontology annotation, biological process: positive regulation of DNA-templated transcription; regulation of transcription by RNA polymerase II; cell fate specification. Gene Ontology annotation, molecular function: DNA-binding transcription factor activity, RNA polymerase II-specific; RNA polymerase II cis-regulatory region sequence-specific DNA binding. Lineage: Eukaryota; Metazoa; Chordata; Mammalia; Rodentia; Chinchillidae. The record is from RefSeq and is a predicted model, not a curated record.